Molecule: messenger RNA, 2309 nt
Organism: Xiphias gladius (swordfish)
Lineage: Eukaryota; Metazoa; Chordata; Actinopteri; Istiophoriformes; Xiphiidae
Gene: blk
Product: BLK proto-oncogene, Src family tyrosine kinase
Exons: 14
Coding region: 193-1662 (489 amino acids)
Biological process (GO): protein phosphorylation; cell differentiation; cell surface receptor protein tyrosine kinase signaling pathway
Cellular component (GO): extrinsic component of cytoplasmic side of plasma membrane
Molecular function (GO): non-membrane spanning protein tyrosine kinase activity; ATP binding; signaling receptor binding
Source: RefSeq, a predicted model, not a curated record
GAGCGAGUGAGAGUGAUAUACUGACAAGCGCUUGCUUUUCAAUAAGGAAGACAUUUUGCAUCUGGAGUACUUUUGACAACACAAGCCUGGGGGACAAGGUCAAGCCCCGAGCAUGAACUCACAGCCCAGGCCCUGCAGUGGGAGGAGUGGCGACUGAAAGCAGCUUCAGCAAAGCUCAUCUGCCUUAUCAGGAUGGGCUGCACUUGCAGUGGCCAGAAACAAGUAAACGAGGGCAAGUUCUACAAAGGGAAAUACAACUCUCAGGCCUCGCACACACUGAAUCACAUAGCACAAAGUGGACAAGCCUAUUCGGAUAAUGAUGACACUCUGUUUGUGGCACAACAUGACUUCAAAGCGAACAAUGACAGUGAUCUACCUUUCAAGAAGGGAGACAAGCUUAAGGUUUUACAAGAAAAUGGAGAAUGGUGGCUGGCUAAAUCGUUGGUGACUGGACAGGAGGGUUUCAUACCAUGUAAUUAUGUAGCCAGAGCCGAUACGCUGGAGGUGGAAAAGUGGUUUUUCAAGGACUUGAGUCGGAGGGAGACUGAGCGACUGCUUUUGGCCCCUGGAAAUAAACCGGGUGCCUUUCUAGUUCGAGAGAGCGAGACUUGUAAAGGCUCCUUCUCACUGUCAGUCAGAGAUCACUUACCAGAACAAGGAGAUGUGGUGAAACACUACAAGAUCCGCUGUCUGGACAAAGGUGGCUACUACAUCUCUCCUUCCAGCACGUUCCCAACCCUACAGGAACUGGUUAAAUACUACAGCCGUACAGCUGACGGUUUGUGUCAGCGACUGUACGCUCCCUGUAAGCCCAAGGCUCCCCAGCAGCCGUGGGGACACGAUGAAUGGGAGAUUCCUAGAGAGACGCUGAAACUGGUGAAGAAGCUGGGAGCUGGGCAGUUUGGAGAAGUGUGGAUGGGUUACUACAAGAACACCCAGAAGGUUGCUAUCAAGACGUUAAAAGAGGGAACGAUGGAGCCUGAGGCCUUCCUCCAGGAGGCCAACCUGAUGAAGCAGCUUCAGCAUGAACGACUGGUGCACCUCCAUGCCGUGGUCACGAAGGAGCCCAUUCUCAUUGUCACCGAGUUCAUGGUCAAUGGUUGUCUUCUGGACUUUCUAAAAACAGACAAGGGAAGAAUGCUAAAGCUCAACAAGCUGAUAGACAUGUCAGCACAGAUAGCUGAAGGCAUGGCAUACAUCGAGCGGAAGAACUACAUCCACCGAGACCUGCGUGCGGCCAACAUACUGGUCAGUGAGACCCUGCACUGCAAGAUAGCAGACUUUGGCCUGGCCAGGAUCAUCGAGUCCGAAUACACGGCUCAGGAAGGUGCUAAAUUUCCCAUCAAAUGGACGGCUCCAGAGGCCAUCAAUUUUGGCACAUUCAGCAUCAAGUCAGACGUCUGGUCCUUUGGGAUCCUCCUGACAGAAAUAGUUACCUAUGGAAGGAUACCCUACCCAGGGAUGACCAACCCGGAGGUGAUCAGGAGCCUGGACAGAUCGUACAGGAUGCCGUCUCCGGAAGGCUGUCCCGAGGAACUCUACGACAUUAUGAUGACGUGCUGGAGGCAGAGGCCUGAGGACCGGCCAACCUUUGAAUUUCUGCAAAACACUCUCAACGACUUUUUUAUCGCCACGGAGGGACAAUAUGAGAUGCAGCCAUGAUUAAAGAAAAAGGAAAUGUUUCCUACUCAUAACCGAAAGGCAACACCAAAAAAAAAAAAAAAAAAAAAAAAGGAAAAUAUAAAAGUAAGGCUUGAAUGGAUAGAGGACCAUCCAAACAACUUUAUGACUGAUACAAUUUAUUUUUUUAUCAUUUCAAAAGGGACACAUUUUUUUACACCUACCUUCUGGGUUAAUAUAAUUACUAUUUAUGGCUUCUUCUGUCUAUCAGCUACUGUAAGAACAUCUGAAAACAUGUCAAAGUCAGAAAGAAAACAUUCAGAACUUCAAUGCACGGUUUUAUCAUCCUGACUGUACUCCUGCCAUCGAUGGCUCCCAUUCUUGUUGACAGCCAUGGAGUAUGAGGAGACAUAAUUAAGACUGAUAAAUGAUGGAUAAAUAGAAAUAUGGAAAUACAAAUACAGUACAUGCAUGAUAUAAAAAGGCAUUAGGACCCGCAGAAGUCAACACAGGUAAAGUUACGGAUUCAAUUUUUCCAUGGUACAGAAACGAGCAGCCUGAGAUGACAUGCACAAUACUUAGCACUUUUUUAAUUCCUUUAGUAAUUCAGUGGAUAUAUAAAGAAAUGGCCUUUCAAAGGAGAAUUUAUAUUUGCAUAAAUGUUUUUUGUAAAUAAAAUAUUUACAUUA